This is a messenger RNA of Psammomys obesus (fat sand rat), 369 nucleotides long. RefSeq names its product peptidyl-prolyl cis-trans isomerase A-like. The record is from RefSeq and is a predicted model, not a curated record. Gene Ontology annotation, biological process: protein peptidyl-prolyl isomerization. The coding region runs from base 1 to 369 and encodes 122 amino acids. The transcript has 3 exons. Lineage: Eukaryota; Metazoa; Chordata; Mammalia; Rodentia; Muridae. Gene Ontology annotation, molecular function: peptidyl-prolyl cis-trans isomerase activity.
AUGCCUGUGAGGAUGUUUUCCGAGGAGGUUACACCAAGUACACCAAGAUUCACGUGCCAGGGUGGUGACUUCACAUGCCAUAAUGGUACUGGCAGCAGGUUUAUCUACCGGAAGAAAUUUGAGGAUGAGAAGUUCAUCCUGAAGCACACAGGUCCUGGCAUCUUGUCUAUGGCAAAUGCUGGGCCAAACACAAACAGUUUUCAGUUUUUAAUCUGUGCUGCCAAGACUGAGUGUCUGGAUGGCAAGCAUGUGGUCUUUGGGAAGGUGAAAGAAGGCAUGAACAUCAAGGAAGCCAUGGAGCGUUUUGGGUCCAGGAAUGGCAAGACCACCAAGAAGAUCACAAUUUCUGACUGCAGACAACUCUUAUGA